AGCGGCGGCGCUAGGGGCACCCGGGUUUCCGGGCUCCAGCAUGGGGUCGCGGCCGGCGCUGCUGCUGGGGCUGCUGCUGCUGCUCCGGGCGGCCUCCUCCUCGCAGCCGGGGGCUCCGCGCCGCUACACCCCGGACUGGCAGAGCCUGGACUCGCGGCCGCUGCCGGCGUGGUUCGACGAGGCCAAGUUCGGGGUGUUUGUGCACUGGGGCGUGUUCUCGGUGCCCGCCUGGGGCAGCGAGUGGUUCUGGUGGCAUUGGGAGGGCGAGAAGCGACCCCAGUACCUGCGCUUCAUGCGCGACAACUACCCGCCCGGCUUCACCUACGCCGACUUCGGGCCGCAGUUCACGGCCAACUUCUUCUACCCGGAGGAGUGGGCCCAACUCUUCCAGGCUGCGGGGGCCAAGUACGUGGUGCUGACAACAAAGCAUCACGAAGGCUUCACCAACUGGCCGAGUCCCGUGUCCUGGAACUGGAACUCGAAAGACCUGGGCCCGCACCGUGACUUGGUGGGUGAAUUGGGAGCAGCCGUCCGGAAAAGGAACAUCCGAUAUGGACUCUAUCACUCACUUUUGGAGUGGUUCCAUCCUCUCUACCAACUUGAUAAGAAAAAUGGCUUCAAAACGCAGCAUUUUGUCAGCGCAAAAACGAUGCCGGAGCUGUACGACCUUGUUAACAGCUACAAGCCCGAUCUCAUCUGGUCUGACGGGGAGUGGGAGUGUCCUGACACCUACUGGAACUCCACAGGGUUCCUCGCCUGGCUCUACAAUGACAGCCCUGUCAAGGAUGAGGUGGUGGUGAACGACCGAUGGGGUCAGAACUGCUCCUGCCGCCACGGAGGCUACUACAACUGUCAAGACAAGUUCAAGCCCGAGAGCUUGCCGGACCACAAGUGGGAGAUGUGCACCAGCAUCGACAAGAUGUCCUGGGGCUACCGCCGCGACAUGAUGUUAGCCGACAUUGCAAGCGAGUCAGCAAUCAUUUCGGAACUGGUCCAGACUGUGAGUCUGGGAGGCAACUACCUGCUCAACAUCGGACCCACCAAGGACGGGCUGAUAGCGCCCAUCUUCCAAGAGAGACUCCUGGCUGUUGGAAAGUGGCUGAGCGUCAAUGGGGAGGCCAUCUACAGCUCCAAGCCAUGGAGGGUGCAGCUUGAAAAGAACGCCACGGCCGUGUGGUAUACCUCGAAAGGAUCCACCGUCUAUGCCAUUUUCCUGCACUGGCCAGAAAAUGGAGUCCUACGCCUGGAAUCCCCCAUGACCACCUCAGCUACCAAGGUGAGGAUGCUGGGAGUACAAGCCGAUCUGAAGUGGACAACCAGUCCAGAGGAAGGGCUCCUGGUCUCACUGCCCACAAUACCACCCUCUGCCCUCCCAGUGGAGUUUGCCUGGACCCUGCAGUUAUUGGGGGUGAAGUGAGCACUGUGGGUCGGAAGUGUGCUGCUGCCUGGGACUCCCUCUUGCUAUUCAGUCACUGAAAUGAAGGAACUCCUCCUCCCUGCCCAGGGCAGCUUUUCCAUCAAAGGAACUCACUGUGUACAACCCUGAAAUCCUGAUGACUACAAGACCCCUGCAGGAUCCACUGCUGGCACCUGCCACAGAAGAGGGGACUGUUCCAUUCUUAUGCAUGGCAAGUGUUUGUUGUGCAUACAUCACUCUGGCUGUCUUCCCCAGUGACUUCAAACCAAGAAUCAGCCGAGUCCCCUCUCUGCCCUAGGGAGAAGGGGAAAAGGGCUCGGCAAACUCAGCCAUUGCCAGACUCUUCCUCCAAGGGGCAGGACAGCCUAGACAGGGAGGAAAAGGCCGGCCAGGCUGCCAGCAUCAGGGAGCCCGAAGCUAACUCAGUGUGCUGACCAUGGGGAUGCUAGCCUGCCUUUGAAAGUGCAAUCAGGUAAAUAAAUGUGGAUGUCAGAUCAUUG
This is a messenger RNA of Ochotona curzoniae (black-lipped pika), 1917 nucleotides long. It is a transcript of the gene FUCA1, whose product is annotated as alpha-L-fucosidase 1. The transcript has 8 exons. The record is from RefSeq and is a predicted model, not a curated record. NCBI's taxonomy places the organism in Eukaryota, Metazoa, Chordata, Mammalia, Lagomorpha, Ochotonidae. Gene Ontology annotation, cellular component: lysosome. Gene Ontology annotation, molecular function: alpha-L-fucosidase activity. Gene Ontology annotation, biological process: glycoside catabolic process; fucose metabolic process. Bases 41 to 1417 code for a protein of 458 amino acids.